Messenger RNA from Saprolegnia parasitica CBS 223.65, 660 nucleotides. RefSeq lists its product as hypothetical. The coding region runs from base 39 to 629 and encodes 196 amino acids. The record is from RefSeq and is a predicted model, not a curated record. The transcript is spliced from 4 exons. Gene Ontology annotation, biological process: termination of RNA polymerase II transcription. NCBI's taxonomy places the organism in Eukaryota, Oomycota, Saprolegniomycetes, Saprolegniales, Saprolegniaceae. Gene Ontology annotation, molecular function: RNA polymerase II CTD heptapeptide repeat phosphatase activity. Gene Ontology annotation, cellular component: nucleus; mRNA cleavage and polyadenylation specificity factor complex.
AACGAAUCCAAGCGCCGGCAAGCCACGCAAGCGGGCCGAUGACGACGCCGAUGUUUGCGAUGAUCUGCGCCAACAACGUCAACCGCAGCACGGAGGCCCACGACCACCUGCACGCUGCGGGCCUGCGCGUGUGCUCCUUCGGCGCCGGCAACAAGGUGCGCUUCCCGGGCCGCAGCCGCUACGAGCCGCACAUCUACGAGUUCUUCACGCCGUACGAGGUCAUGUACCGCGAGCUCAAGGCCGAGAACGAAGCGCUCUUUCGCCACAAUGGCGUGCUGGCCAUGCUCGAACGCGACAUUCUGACCAAGAAGGCACCGCAAAAGUGGCAGGACAACUCGACGACCGACCUCGCGCAGCUCGACGUCGUCGUGUGCUUUGAAGACCGCAUCUUUGACAUCGUCCUCGAAGACUUGCAGCUGCGCAAGCCGCAUGCGUUCCAUCCGAUCCAUGUCAUCUGCCUCGACAUCAAGGACACGCCCCAAGACGCCGUGAUUGGCGGCGCACUCGCGCUCAAGCUCUGCCAAAAGAUCAACGUGCUCUCUGAUUUGGAGAUGGACGUGCCGAAAGCCAUCGACGAGUUCGAAGCCGAGUGCCAAACCAAACUACUCUACGCCCUCGUGUACGUCUAAUACGACGCGUCUUAUCUCUGCAUCUCUCUAC